This is a messenger RNA of Dioscorea cayenensis subsp. rotundata (Guinea yam), 2759 nucleotides long. RefSeq names its product probable LRR receptor-like serine/threonine-protein kinase At4g37250. Gene Ontology annotation, biological process: protein phosphorylation. The record is from RefSeq and is a predicted model, not a curated record. The transcript is spliced from 2 exons. Bases 374 to 2719 code for a protein of 781 amino acids. Lineage: Eukaryota; Viridiplantae; Streptophyta; Magnoliopsida; Dioscoreales; Dioscoreaceae. Gene Ontology annotation, molecular function: protein kinase activity; ATP binding; protein binding.
GUCCUUCCUGCCAGCAUAUAGAUUCCCUCCUUUUCCAUCCCCCACAAAAACCACCGGGAAAAAGUUCCAACUCAAAAACAAAUUAAAACUAACCGUCUGACAUUCAAUCUUUUCCCCUGUUUUUUCCCUCACCCCCUUCUCAACCUCUUUCUUCCAUAGUUCCAUUCCUCACAUGCUCCUGUUCCCAUUUGACCCCUCCUUUCUCUUCCCUUCUCUCUCAACCACUAUUUUUUAAUCCCUCACUAACCUCGGUUUGCUGAACUACUCCAUCUCCAAACAAAAGGAGCAGGUGUAUUCACACCUCUUUUCUCUCUCUCUCUCUUUCUUCUUUAGAUGACCGUCUCUUUUUCUCUCAUGCUUCUCUCAUACAAUCAUGACCAUGCUCAUCCUUCUCUACACCACCAUCUUCAUCCCUCUCUUCUUCCAUUUGUCUCUUGCUUUGAAUUCUGAUGGUACUCUUCUCCUCUCCUUAAAGUACUCCAUUCUUUCUGACCCUCUUUCCGUUCUUGCCGACUGGAACUACGACGACAUCACUCCAUGCGCUUGGAAUGGUGUUAUGUGCAUGGGUUUCCCUGUUCAAGAUGGUAAUACCACCACUGAGUCUCGUGUUAUCAGCUUGGUUUUGCCUAAUGUUCAGCUUCUUGGCUCCAUUCCUCCUGAUCUUGGCCUUAUUGAGCAUCUUCGUCACGUUGAUCUUUCUAAGAAUUUGCUCAAUGGUACUCUUCCGGCGAGCCUUUUCAAUGCGUCGGAGCUUCGGGUUGUCUCGUUGUCUAACAAUGAGAUUUCCGGCGAGAUCCCUGGUGGUGAGAAUGUGUCUAUGCCGAGCUUGCAAAUGCUCAAUCUUUCUGAUAAUGCGCUCACCGGAAAGCUCCCCGGGAACUUGUCGGUGUUUCCGAAUUUAACUGUGCUUUCGCUGGCGAACAAUUAUUUGUGUGGAGCGAUCCCGGAACGAGGGUUUGAUCGGCUUGCUGUGCUGGAUCUGAGCUCUAAUCUUAUUAAUGGAACUUUGCCGGCGGGGUUCGCCGGAGGUGAUGGGGUUCGGUACUUGAAUUUGUCGUAUAACAGGUUGAUGGGUGAGAUUCCGAAGGGUUUUGGGUCGGGGUUGGUGGAGAACGCGACGGUGGAUCUUUCUUUUAAUAAUCUCACCGGCGAGAUUCCGGUCGCCGGGGUUUUGGCUUCGCAGAAGGCGGCGGCGUUUGCUGGGAAUCCGGGGUUGUGUGGGGCGCCAUUGAAGGAGCUUUGUCCUAUUCCUUCGAGUUUGACGAAGCCGCCGCCGAAUGGGAGCACGACGGGGACGUCGACGUCUCCUCCGGCGUUCGCGGCGAUACCGAAGACUCCGCAAGGGGGGACAGCGGCGGCUGCGGCGGGUGGAGGUGGGGGAGAUGGUGGGCUCCGGCCGGCGGUGAUCGCCGCCAUUACGGCUGGAGAUUUGGUUGGGAUAGGGCUCUUGCUCGUUGUGUUUCUCUAUGUAUACCAUUCCAAGAAGCAGAAGCAAUCCCAACAAGGAUCAAUGUCCAAAAAUCUCACGAACGAGAUCCCAGCUUCAAGAGAAACAAGAGGUUUCCCAUGGUGCUGGAGAAGCAGGGGUGGCGAAGAAAGCGAGGAGACGUCGGAAGAGACAACAAGCUCCGACGAAACCGAAGCUGAAGAACAGGACAAAGCCGUAACCGGGAAAUCAUCAUCAUCAUCGAUAGCAAACGCGGCGACGCUGGUGAUGGUCGACGGCGAGAUGGAGCUAGAGCUGGAGAAUUUGCUCAAGGCCUCAGCUUACAUCCUUGGUGCCACCGGCGCCAGCAUCGUCUACAAGGCUGUGCUAGCAGACGGCACAGCGCUGGCCGUCCGCCGGAUCGGCGAGCGAAGCUCCGCCGAGAAGCUCAAAGACUUCGAAGCCCAAGUCCGCAGCAUCGCCAAGCACCGCCACGCUAACCUCCUCCGUCUCCGUGGCUUCUACUGGGGUGCCGAUGAGAAGCUCCUCAUCCAUGACUACGCCUCCAAUGGCAGUCUCGCCAACAUCACAUUCACUAAGAAACUCGGCUCAUCACCGUAUAAUCUCUCAUUCGAUGCUCGGUUGAGGAUCACCAGAGGUCUUGCAAGAGGUUUAUCGUAUCUUCAUGAAAAGAAAUACGUUCAUGGGAAUGUCAAGCCGAGCAAUGUCUUGCUCAGCAGUGAUUUAGAGCCUAUGCUGGGGGACUUUGGCAUUGAUCGUCUGUUAUAUGGUGACUAUGCUAACAAAGGUGGCGGCUCGGCGAGGCAUUUUGGUAGCAAGCGUUCGACGUUGUCUCAAAGUAGCCUACCUGAUGUUUCCCCGGUGGCCGGGGCUAGUCCUAGUCCUACUAGUUCCUCCAGUGUAUUGCUUUCCCAAUUGCCUUAUCAGGCUCCGGAGUAUCUCAAGAAUCUGAAGCCAAGUCCUAAAUGGGAUGUAUACUCCUUUGGUGUUAUCCUUCUUGAGCUCAUCUCUGGCCGGUUGUUUUCCGAUGCAGAGCUGAGUGAAUGGAAUGCUGGUUUCAUCGUCGAAGAGCGAAACCGAGUUCUUCGAAUGGUCGACUCGACAUUGCGUGGUGAAGUUCAAGGUAAAGAAGAAGCUGUCCUCAGUUUGUUGAAGCUUGGGUUUGCCUGUGCUUCAGCUUCUCCUCAAAAAAGGCCUUCUAUGAAGGAUGCACUUCAAAUCCUUGACAAAAUUCCAUCAAAUUCUUCCUCUUCUACUUCUUCAACAAUCUGAAGCAUGAUCUAGAUGUGUGUCUGUAUGUUUUAUUUUUAUU